UUAGAACUCGGCUUUUAGAGGUCUUCAUAUUCCAUUGUUACACUCGCUCACUCACUCAAAAGAACAACAUCCCAACAUCAUAGCUAGAGGCAGUAGUCAUAACGACAAACAGAGUUUGCUCCACUUUCUCCUUCGAGAGAAGACUAGGUACAAGACAAAGACACGCAAGUUUCUCGGAAACAUGGCCGACCGAGGGGAAAGCGGCGAACUUCCAACGGGCUAUGACUACGACUUUGUUUCGGAAAUAGAUGAAGAUUUUAUCUGCCAGAUAUGCCAUUUACCUCUUAGAAAUGCUGUGUUAACUAGAUGUGGACACAGAUUUUGUGUUGACUGUCUCAAUGAACAUUUCAGACGAAAUUCUCCUAACUGCCCCUUGGACAGAGAAAAACUGGAUAAAGACAAGGAUGUUUUUCCUGAUAAAGCAAGCCAGAGAAGAAUUCUCUCUUACUUAAUCAAGUGUCCUGAUAAAUGUCAGUGGGUAGGAGAACUCAGAGAUGUGGAGGGCCACAAAAAGAAGUGUCCAUAUGUGAUUGUCCAGUGUCCUAAUCACAACUGCCAUGAGCGGAUGGCAAGGAACCUGGUUGAAGAGCAUGCGGCGGUGACAUGUCAAUGGAGAAUGGUUUCUUGCCAAUUUUGCCAAAAAAAAUAUCCAAAAGCGGAAGAACAUAUACACUGUGAAACCUGUCACAUGUUCCCUCUAAAUUGUUCCAAUGGCUGUGAACAAGUUGUCCCAAGAGAGCAGGUAAAAGAGAUGUUUACCCUAGAUUACAGUUCCAUUAUUGUGGGAGAGAAAUUUGUCUCUGAGAUUACCCACUCUGUAAUCCUUUUUGGUAUGAAGCUGUUGCGGGUGGAAAGAAGAAACCUGGAAACACACAUUCAUGAAGAUACGACCUCUCAUUUGGGCUUCGCGUGCAAGAAGCUUGCCGUACUGCAGCAAGAAUUUAACAAGGAGAAUAAAACCCUUAAGAAACAACUGGACGACGUGAAAAAGGAGAACGAGAAUCUCUUGCUCAAAGCUUCUGCGCAAGAGAAAGAAAUGCAAAAGAGCAAGAUGGAAACUCCAACGUUUGUAUGGAAGGUAACCGGUUUCGAUGAUAUCUUACGCCAGGCCAAACAUGGCCGCAACAAUGAAAUGGACAGCGACCCUUUUUACACUGGAAAAUACGGUUAUAAGCUAAAACUCUCCGUAAAUCCGAACGGAGACGGGUCAGGCAGGAAUACGCACCUCUCAGCGUUUGUAAUCGUCAUGAGAGGGGAACACGACGGAAUAUUGCCUUGGCCAUUUAACCACAAGGUCACGUUUACGCUGGUAGACCAGCAAGAGAGCCUUGACGAGCGCGAGAACGUUGUUAUGCAUUUCAGAGCCAAUACAAAACUAGAGAACUUUGCGAGACCCACUGCUGAAGAAAACCCGGGUCGUGGAUACGCUAGAUUCGUGUCUCACGAGAAACUGAGAACGAGGCGAUAUUUGGUAGACGAUACGUUGUUUAUCCAAGUUGAUGUGGGGCCACCUUCGGUGUGAAGAAAUCCAUCUUAUUUGCAUGACCCGAAAGACUAAAAAACUGUUUGUUCGCUCAGAGCAGACAAGGAUUAAGUCUGUACAAAACUUGCUGUUUAAAUUGAAACAGACGUACCUUCUCAAAGCUUUCCAGUUCGAAAAAGGUGGGAGAAUUUAAUUUAACGUCUCUUUUCGCUAUUUGAAAUUAUGUUUGUCUGCCAAUUACGCUUAAUUUUACAGUUCAAAGAAUUGGCUUAUAGUUUUGAAGUUAGUAAGCACUAAAAAGUUCAGAGGGUAGAAUUAUAUUCUUCCACCAUGACAUCAUUGGAUAUAGUCUCUUUAGCGUCUAUAAGAGCAUGGCGUCUGUUAAAAACAUCUUCACUUUGGGACUGCAGUACCUAAUUAGAGCGGAAUUUUUGUGAUCAAUAUAUAGUUAAUUAUAUAGAGGAAAUGGUGUAAACAAUUUAAAGCGCAUAAUGGACAAAAUUGCAAUAAACCAUGGAAUAGUC
This is a messenger RNA of Stylophora pistillata, 2007 nucleotides long. RefSeq names its product TNF receptor-associated factor 4. Lineage: Eukaryota; Metazoa; Cnidaria; Anthozoa; Scleractinia; Pocilloporidae. Gene Ontology annotation, cellular component: plasma membrane signaling receptor complex. Gene Ontology annotation, biological process: signal transduction; regulation of apoptotic process; regulation of canonical NF-kappaB signal transduction. The record is from RefSeq and is a predicted model, not a curated record. Gene Ontology annotation, molecular function: tumor necrosis factor receptor binding; zinc ion binding; ubiquitin protein ligase binding.